GGUGGGAUGUAUGAAAUACAUCGUAUUUUUACACAUUUAUAGAAUACAUAGAACUGUCAGGAAAACUCAUCCACAAACACCUGAGGUUUAUGUCCAAAAAGCAGACAGAGGAGUCCUUUUUGCUUUAUUCGGGUAAAGGGAGAGACCAUGGGGAGUUCCCCUGGGAUCUCUCAGAUUUUUGGAGGACUCAGCCUCCUUUUUUAUCCCAAUUUCCCUCUCUCUUUCCCCAUGGGCUGAGGUAGUUGAGAGGCACAGACUUCCCAAAUACCUGAUACCUGAGAUUCCCCUCUAAUGUAUAACCCUCCCUUUUAAUUUUUAAUUCUUAUAGAAUUCAUAGGUUUUCCCCAUUGCUUCUUUCAUCUUCCAAUAUCCAAUUUAAUUUAUCAGCAAAUCUACAGCUUGUUUGUAAAGGUAGAUAUCUUUUCCCAUUCAUCAAUCAGUGGAAUCCAUCCCAUUGUUUCUUUUAUCUCUCAGUGCUGGUUUUAUCUACCAGCAGACUCACAGCUCAUUUGUAAAGACAAAUCCAACAUUCCUCUCAGAACCAUAGAAUGCUGGAGUUGGAAGGGACCCAAGAUAACUGAAUUGAAAAUUGAUAAUUGAAAAUAAUUUUUCUCCUAACUUUGCAAAACCCUAAACCAGCAAGAACUUAUCUCAAAGCCCAGAAUGUGCCCAAAGGGGUAAGACACAUUCUCCAGAGACAAAGUUAAAGAAGUCAAGUGCGAUGAAGAGUUGGAAACCUUCGUCAGUAACCCCUGACAACCCCUAAAACAGGGAAGUGAAGGCUCAAGAGGACUUAGUUCAUUUUAAUACGAAACGAAGGUAGACAGGACCAGGCGAAGCCAGGACAUGAAUAUGUAUUCGGCGUACUGUUAAUCCUAAACUUUAAAAAAAUAAAUAAACAGCAGCCUGAAGUUUCGGAGUACAUGCUUUGGGAGAAAUUAUCCCCGUGCACCCCAGCGCUAAAUAAAUACAUAUUUACUUUAUAACUCUCAUUUCUCACGGGUUAUAAAUUUUUUUCCGCGUAUCAGCAGCGCCGGGGCACCGGGAGGGCGUGUCCGGUGGGCGUGGCCUGCCCGCCAAGCCCCGCCCCCGCGCAGUGGGCGGCGCGGCCGCUCUCGCGAUCUCUCGCGAUACCCGUUCGAACGGCCGGCGGGCGGGCUGGGCGCAGGGCCCGGCCCGGCUCCGCCAUGGCGCCGCAGCCGCGGCUGCUCCGCACCUACUCGCGGCGCGCCGGCUACCUGCGCCCGCUGCCGCCGCCCGAGCGCUGGAUCUCGCCGCCGCAGGACCGCAAGCGCCUCUUCAGCUCGACCUCCGCCGCCUCCAGCGGUCUCUCCUCUUCCAGCGCCGCUUCCGUCCACUCGGACGACCCCGACUUCUCGCCGCCCGCCAAGUGCCGCCCGCAGGCGCGGGGUGAGCGCUCCUCCUUGGCCAGGCGGCUGCGGGCCCGCGGGAGGGAGAACGGGCCGGCCGCAAAGGAGACCCGCGAACCGCAGAACCGGGAGCGGCAGACCCGGGGCCGAGGGAAGGAGAACCGAGCACCGGCGGGGAAGAAGAAGAAGAAGCAGAAGCAGCAGCGGAGCCAGGAGCAAGAGCCGCGCAGCGCGGAGCCGCCGCGCUCGCCCUCGCCCUCGCCGUGCCCGUCGCCGCGCGGCUGGCGGCCCGGCCGGCAGGGCCCGCUGAGCGCUCCGCGGCCGCCGCUGCUGUGCAGCACCCCGCAAUGGGCGCCGCCGCCGCGCCGCGGGCCGCCCGUGCGCCUCAGCCCCGCCGCCGACAGCGCCUCGGGGCCCGGCCGCAGCCCCCGGCCCCGCCAGCGCCGCCGCCGCGGGCCGCCCGUGCGCCUCAGCUCGCUGCUGCUCAGCACCACCAUCGAGGGCGGCUCGGGGCUCGGCUCGCCCGAGGGGCUGGGCGCUGCUGAGGAGGUGCCGGAGUGGUUCCGACCCAAAGGCUCGGCCGGGAGCUGGGAGCUCGGGUCCUGCCGUGUGCUGCGGUCGGCGGUGCGGGGAUCCCGGGGAGCGCCGCCGCCCGCUGGGGGUGAGCCACAGCCCCCUGCGCCCGCGUGUGAGGAGCCCUGCGAGACUCCAUCUCACCUCGGGAGAGAUUCGGCAAAAAGAAGCUCGAGCUGUCACACAGACCUGGCCAAAGAGAACAAGCUUGUGCCAGUGGUGGUUCUGGAACCUCUGGAAGUGGCAGUGAGAUUGGAGAGCAUGAACCUCAACACGCAGGCUGAUGUGCAGCCUGCCUGCCCGCAGCCAGAUGUGCAACCUCCCUGCCCGCAGCCAGGAUCUCCCGUGGGCCGCCAGGGGAUCCUGGAGAACGGGCACAAAAGGACCAAGGGUGUGCCUGGGGAGGGCAGCACCUGCAGGAAAGCUUGUAUCAGUGGUUUCAGUGCCAGCCGCUGGGGCAGGCACAUCAGGCUCCGUCCGAAAAGGCUCAAGAACAAGAGACAGCAGCAGCCCAAUAGCUCCAUUUUCAGACGCCACACGAGGCAAAAACGAACUCGGAAGGGAGCUCUGGAGAUGUCUGUAGGUGUCAGAGACAAUGACUAUUCACUCAACAGCUCUUACUCCUGGGCUAGAGUUCGGGCAUCUCUGUCCUUCCAUAAAAAGAAGAAAGUGACCACAGAUGAGAGUUUCUGCAGCAGCAUCCUCGGCACCCCUUCAGGGAAAUCCCAGAUUUCGGGGUACCAAGCCAGCCUGUCUGCUGGUAAAGCUCAGGGCUGCUCCUGGCUUGCUUCCUCCAUGGUCCUGCUGGCUCCCAGGGAUUCCUCCUCUGCCCUGGAGCUGCUCCUGACAGAUGCAGAGAAAGUGUUUGGAGAAUGCAACCAGGAAGGGCCUAUUGCUUUUGAGGAAUGCAUUCCUUUAAAUAAGAUGAAAGAUUGCAAGAAGAUUGGAGAAGGGGUGUUUGGAGAGGUGUUCCAGAUUGACAGUGAGAGAGGACCUGUGGCCUUAAAGAUAAUCCCCAUUGAGGGGACUGAAAAAAUAAAUGGUGAGGCUCAGAAGAGCUUUGGGGAGAUUCUGCCUGAGGUAAUAAUUUCAAAAGAACUCAGUCUUCUGUCUGAGGGCUCUGUGAACAGGACUGUGGGGUUCAUCAGCCUGUACUCUGUGCACUGUGUCCAAGGGGCCUAUCCCAGGUAUCUCCUCGAAGCCUGGGACAAAUUCCACGAAGAAACAGGCUCAGAAAACGACAGGCCAGACAUUUUUGGGGCCCAGCAGCUCUUCAUGGUGCUGGAGUUUGAGUUUGGAGGCAGGGACUUGGAGCACAUGAGGAGCAGCUUCUCCUCAGUGGCGUUAGCCAGGAGCAUUUUGCACCAGGUGACGGCGUCCCUGGCCGUGGCAGAGCAGGAGCUGCACUUCGAGCACAGGGACCUGCACUGGGGGAACGUGCUGGUCAAAAGGACAGAGGUGAAAGAGCUUCAGUAUGUGCUGGGUGGAGAAACACACUCCAUCCCCACAGCUGGGAUCCACGUCAACAUCAUCGACUACACGCUGUCCCGGCUGGAGAAGGACGGGCUCACCGCCUUCUGCGACCUCUCCACGGACCAGGAGCUCUUCCAGGGCUCUGGGGACUACCAGUUUGACAUCUACAGGCAGAUGAAAGAGGAGAACAGCAACAGCUGGACUGACUAUCACCCACACAGCAACGUCCUCUGGCUGCACUACCUGGCUGAUAAACUUUUGAAAGGCAUGUGCUACAAGAAGAAAGCAUCAACUCCUGCCCUGAAGAAAAUCAAGACACAGCUCAACAAGUUCCACAGGGAAGUGCUGAGCUUUGGGUCUGCCCAUGAUGUUCUGCACCACAGCAGCCUCUUCCAGUGAGCAGAGGUCCAAGGACUGAGCCCCUGCUGCUGCCUUUCUCCUCUGCUUUUUAUAUCUGUUGGCAUAAUGAAGUGUUUUGAUUCAUUCCCAAUGUGUUUAAUACAUUAUCAAACGUGUCCUGAAAAAUCCCCCUCCAAGUCUUCUGCUCUAGGAUGUUUCCACCUUCUGGUUUUGAGGAGUGUUGGAGGGGAGACAAUAGGGCUGACUUUGGAGAAAGGAGGGGAGAAGAGACUUCUUCAGGCUUAGUUAAUGCUCUGAAUUUCACAUAAAUUGCCAUUUUAGCCUUAGAAUAUUAAAAGUUCUUUUUUUUACUGUAUUGUCUUUUUUACAGAUUCUUUUUUAAAGACGAAAACUUUUCAGUUCUUCACAGUGAGGACAAUGGCUAAAUAUUGUUGGCUCACUGGAGACAAAGGGGAUAACCCAUCCUUUGAUUUAAUUUUGCAAAAUUUAUACCUGGAAUGAAGGUAUAAAAUGUAAAUAUGUGAAGUUUCUGUAAAGGGUUUUAAACCCACUAAUGUGCAGUAAUCUGUUUUUUUUUCCCCUCUUUUAAGGACCAAGGAAGAGGUACCUGAUUGUGUAGAUAAUGAAACAACAUACCUGUGUUCCUGGUUUUUGAUGGUUUUAAUACUGUGGCCUUGUAUACUGAUAGGAACUCAAAUCUGUAACCUGGUGGUAGCACUGAAGCAAUUUCUCCCUUUAUCUACAGACUGAAAUGCCCAAGGUAACAAAUGUUCUUUAGCCCUGGCUGCAAGUGGACCAAGUCUCCUAAACUGGAAACUCUUCUUACAUUAAAUCCCAGUUCCCUGUUUUCAAGAAGUCCUUUGCUAACAUUCCUGUUUAUUAAAGAAACUGGGCUAAAGAGAACAAUAAAUCAAACUCAAGUGAAAAGUGAAUUAAAUGAUGAUCCAAUGACACAGAUGCAUUAAGAAAUUAAGAGGCAGCAUCAUUAAAUUCAUUAUAACUGGAAUGCUGUCCAUGCAGUCUAAUAAAUAAAUAUAUAUGUGCAUCCCAGAGAUUCAUCUUGGACCCUCUCUGCAAGUUUCCUUUUAUAAACCCAACAAGGAGACCCUGGGAUUUAUUGUUCUUCCUUCCAGACACUGCAGAAAGUGACCUGACAAUCUGCAGUGCUUCAAAUUAUUAAGAUGGAAAUUGUGCUGGAAUGUUCCCAGGCAUCCUCUCAACCUUUUUUUCUCCACCUCUAAUUAAAUAAAGUAAUGCUCUGUAAUUGAACAGUCUUAAAACCCACUUGGUAAGGUCUGCAAUGAAUCUGACAUCAAGGAGUGUUCCUCAGUCACAAUGGUGCUAAUUUCAUUUAUGCUUUAAAAGAAAAAAAAAAAAAAAAAAGAUGAAUAAAGCCACUUUUUUUUUUUUUUUUUUUUUUUUUUUGCCUGCCUUGGUGCUUUGUUUCUGUGAUUUGAGAACUGAUUUUGGCUGUACAGGAGGGAUGGGGAAUUGGCAGGAACUAAUGCCAGGAGAGGUAACAGCCCCCAGGGGACCCUGGUGCAGCAAUGUUGGAGAUUCUGAAAGCUGAAACCUUGGAAUGUUUCCCUGCAAACCAAUUUGCUGAUUUGUGAGCAGGUAGUAAUUUUCAUUAAUCAAAAUUUAAAGCUUCUACCCCUCCCACAAAACUGGACAUUAAAUUCAUAUAGAAACCCUUGCUUUAAACUGUGCUUGCAAGGAAAUGCAGCUGCCAGAGCUGAGCCCUCAUUUCCUUUUUUAAAGAUGCUCUCUGAUUAAAAAAAAAAAAAAAAAAAACCAGAAAAAAAUAUCAUGUACUAAUCAGCCCUCAUAAAUUUUAAUGGGAGGAUGGUGACAAAAAAGGAAUUGGAAUAGUAAAUUUCCCCUAAUCAAGUUAAAUGCUCUGAACAUGUUUUCAUCUGAGUGAAAGCUUUACUUGGAACAGAGCUGGGUUCUGUAUUUUAAAGAUCUGCUCUCCCUGCUAAGGAAAGAGAAGCCAGAACCCAGUUUGCCCCUUCAGAAAACACAAAUUUUUAAAUACACACCACAUCAAAAUGAGAGCCUUAAAGGGUGCUCCAUCUUCUACUGAAAUAAGGAAGUUUGAGCAAAGCUAAAAUUAUUCUAAGGGAGGGAAAGAUUUUUCACGUGGAUCCAAAGGCUUUAGGAGAGUGAAAAGCACAAGCCUAGUUUUUGGUAAUUUUGGUAAUUCCAAGUAGGAAUUCUGGUGUUUCCAGGUCAAAGUGGAUUUUGUGGUGAAGCCAGCAACCCUCAUUGGAAUAUGCUUUUAUCCAAGUGCCAAAUCUCUGAAAAUUUUGCCUAUUUUGAUGGACAAGACAGAUAAAAUAUGGAUUACCCUGUGAAUACUCUGUAACCCACCAGGGUGCUGUUAAAACAUUUACAUUUUGCUCAUUCCCUUCUGGAAAAAUGAGACAUUAGGUGCAGGAAUAUGAAAAUUUUCUCUUGCCUUGAGAAGCUGAAUGAAAAGGAAGAGCAGCUCAGUGUAGAGAGAGAAUGAAGAGCAGCUGCUCAGAGGCAGGAAAAAAAGAGAAAACAGUAUUUUCUGCCCAAUUCUGCAGUUGCAGUUUGUGGUGCUGCUGGUUGGCCACAGUGCCCAGCAGGAGAAGCUGCCAAGGAAGGAAUUCUCCUUAGAGCUGAAUAAAAACAGACUGGGAAAUUCAACUCAGCCUGGGACUGCUCCCAUAAAACAAAUUAGGUACAAAUAGCCCAAUAAAAGCUUGGGAGUCUUGAAUCAGAUAAAUCCAGUAUUUAGGCUCUCCUAACAAGUGAAAUGCUCCUUCCCUCCCCUGGAGCUCGUGGCAGGGUUUGUUUGGGCAGUAAAUCACAGCGUGGCUGUGCUGGGUUUCCUCUCAGCAGUUUGCUAAAAGCUGUGGGGCUCUUCUACAAACUCACCUGGACUGGCAGUCUCCUAAAAUGCAGAUUUUUGGGGUAGCUCAGGAGCAGAGUCACACUGUCCAUUGUCAGGGACACUCCCACAGUCACUUCAGCCCCUCUGAUUCCUUCC
Oenanthe melanoleuca is the source of this 6795-nucleotide messenger RNA. RefSeq names its product histone H3 associated protein kinase (gene HASPIN). Gene Ontology annotation, cellular component: cytoplasm; nucleus. The record is from RefSeq and is a predicted model, not a curated record. Gene Ontology annotation, molecular function: histone H3T3 kinase activity; ATP binding. Gene Ontology annotation, biological process: protein phosphorylation; intracellular signal transduction; mitotic cell cycle. NCBI's taxonomy places the organism in Eukaryota, Metazoa, Chordata, Aves, Passeriformes, Muscicapidae. The transcript has a single exon. Bases 1188 to 3815 code for a protein of 875 amino acids.